UCAUGCUGCUGCCAGGUCCCCUAGUCUCUCAUGGCCAUGGGUCCCUGUACGGCCUCCCAUUGCUGCUGCCUCCUCCAUCGCCACACUCUGCCAUGUGCCACUUUCAGGUCUCCUCACACUGCUGGUGUGUUCCCAAUUUUUUGACAUAGGGUGCUGGCAGAUUACGGGCCUCCCAUAGCUGCUGCCAGGCCCCUAAUCUGCCAUGGGCCCCCUGUAACCACCGCCUCCUCAUGCUGCUGCCAGGUCCACAGUCUCUCUCUCAUGCCAUGGGCCUCCCAUUGCAGCUGUCUCCAUCGCCACACUGCUGCCAUGUGCCACUUUCAGGUCUCCUCACACUGCUGGUGUGGUUCCAUUUUUUGAC
Messenger RNA from Staurois parvus, 361 nucleotides. Lineage: Eukaryota; Metazoa; Chordata; Amphibia; Anura; Ranidae. The record is from the annotation of a GenBank genome assembly.